Messenger RNA from Ricinus communis (castor bean), 934 nucleotides. Its product is annotated as protein yippee-like At4g27745. The transcript has 2 exons. The coding region runs from base 246 to 563 and encodes 105 amino acids. The record is from RefSeq and is a predicted model, not a curated record. Lineage: Eukaryota; Viridiplantae; Streptophyta; Magnoliopsida; Malpighiales; Euphorbiaceae.
UCAAUUUAAUAUGGCUUCUUGUAUGGAAUCUUCACUCAAAUAUAUUUCUUAAUAAUUAAAAUUAUGUUUUGAUUAAAGUACUACGCAAUCAUUGAUUGCAAUGUUUAACAAGCAAUAUAUCUGGUUUUCAAGGGAAUGGAUAAACAUUUUGAGCUCUUGCAAAGAUAUUCUUACUGUUUACUGAUUCCAGUUUCUUUUUUUCUUUUGCCGUUUUUCUUGUAAAGCAGUAAAUUGUAAAUUCGUCAAUGGAGGAUGCGAUUGGAGCACGGCUGUAUAGCUGCUAUAGGUGCCGGAACCUGGUGUCUCGUCAUGAUGAUAUUAUCUCAAAGGGUUUUCAGGCAAGCAAUGGCAGAGCCUUUCUCUUCUCCCAUGCAAUGAACAUUAUUUUAGGGCGUAAAGAGGAUCGGCAGCUGAUUACCGGGCUCCACACCGUUGCUGAUAUCUACUGCUCCGAUUGCGGGGAGUUGCUAGGUUGGAAGUACGAGAGGGCUUAUGAAGAAUCGCAGAAGUACAAAGAAGGGAAAUUUGUAAUAGAGAAAUUCAAGAUUGUCAAGGAGAACUAGUAGCCAUUCAUUUUCAUAAUGAAUUAUAAAAAGUCUCGGCCGGUACCGGCCAAAGGAAGAAAAUGAAUCCAUUUAAAAUUGAUUGUUUGGUGUCAUUAUUAUUGUGUACAGAAUUUGAUCAUAGACCUUAUGACAAUUGUAAAUAAUGGUAUCUUUAAGCAACUUCUGAAAUUGUGCGUUUGUGAUAUGAAAUUGGAAAACCAAACCCAUGAUGUCAACCGCUUUAGCUCAAAGGAACUUGAAAAGGACUGAGAGGAAAACUCUAAUGGCUUGGUAUGCAAAUGAUUGUCCUUUUGAAUAAUUUCCAGGCAGUUUCCUGUGAAGUUCCUUGUAGUCUCUGUGGCUUGAAAGAUUAUCACAUGUUAUUAGUA